Molecule: messenger RNA, 7521 nt
Organism: Urocitellus parryii (Arctic ground squirrel)
Lineage: Eukaryota; Metazoa; Chordata; Mammalia; Rodentia; Sciuridae
Source: RefSeq, a predicted model, not a curated record
AGGCCAGUUUCUCCCUCCCCGGGGCCUCCUCAUGACCGCCCAUAGACAAAAGAGGCUCGUCAGGGGCGCCUUCUCCUCAGGCCAGGUACUCAGUUCCCGGCUUCUCCGUGGCCGCUUGUGACACGCGGCCGUCGGGAGCGUGGUCAAGGCGGAGCCGCCAUAGCGCCAACCCCCGUCUCCGCCCCCGCACCGCCCAGCCAGUAGAAACUCUGGCCCGCUAGUCGGCCGCAGCCCUGGCGGCGCGGCAAGUCGUGCGCCAAGGCUCUUGAGCAUCGCGGGGAUGCGGAGCAGAAGCAAUUCCGGGGUCCGCCUGGACGGGUAUGCAAGGCUGGUGCAGCAAACCAUCCUGUGUUACCAGAAUCCCGUCACAGGGCUGCUGUCAGCCAGCCAUGAGCAGAAGGAUGCCUGGGUGCGCGACAACAUCUACAGCAUCCUGGCUGUGUGGGGACUGGGCAUGGCCUACCGCAAGAAUGCCGACCGCGAUGAGGACAAGGCCAAGGCCUAUGAAUUGGAACAGAACGUGGUGAAGCUAAUGCGAGGUCUACUCCAGUGCAUGAUGAGACAGGUGGACAAAGUGGAGAAGUUCAAACACACUCAGAGUACCAAAGACAGUUUGCACGCCAAGUACAAUACCUCCACCUGCAGUACCGUGGUGGGUGAUGACCAGUGGGGCCACCUCCAGGUGGAUGCCACUUCCCUCUUCCUCCUGUUCCUGUCCCAGAUGACUGCGUCAGGCUUACGUAUUAUUUUCACCCUUGAUGAGGUGGCCUUCAUACAGAAUCUUGUUUUCUACAUAGAAGCUGCAUAUAAAGUUGCUGAUUAUGGAAUGUGGGAGCGUGGUGAUAAGACUAAUCAGGGCAUUCCAGAAUUGAAUGCAAGCUCUGUGGGAAUGGCCAAGGCAGCACUUGAGGCAAUUGAUGAACUGGACCUUUUUGGAGCCCAUGGAGGACGAAAGUCAGUAAUCCAUGUCCUGCCUGAUGAGGUUGAGCACUGCCAGUCUAUUCUGUUCUCCAUGCUGCCAAGAGCAUCGACAUCUAAAGAGAUUGAUGCUGGACUUCUUUCCAUUAUUUCUUUCCCGGCCUUUGCAGUGGAAGAUAUGAACCUUGUGAAUGUGACCAAAAAUGAAAUUAUUUCCAAGCUCCAGGGGCGUUAUGGAUGCUGUCGCUUCCUUCGAGAUGGUUAUAAGACCCCAAGAGAGGACCCAAACCGAUUGCAUUAUGACCCUGCUGAACUCAAGCUCUUUGAAAACAUUGAGUGUGAGUGGCCUGUGUUCUGGACUUAUUUCAUCAUAGAUGGAAUCUUCAAUGGUGAUGCUGUUCAGGUCCAAGAGUACCGAGAGGCCCUGGAGGGAAUAUUAAUCAGAGGCAAGGACGGGAUCCACUUGGUGCCGGAACUCUAUGCCGUCCCACCUGACAAGGUGGAUGAAGAGUACAAGAAUCCUCACACGGUGGACAGAGUUCCUCUGGGGAAGCUGCCCCAUCUCUGGGGUCAGUCCUUGUACAUCCUCAGCUCCCUGUUGGCAGAGGGAUUCCUUGCCACUGGUGAAAUUGAUCCCUUAAAUAGAAGAUUUUCUACUUCAGUCAAACCUGAUGUUGUAGUACAAGUCACUGUUUUGGCAGAAAACAGUCACAUUAAGGAGCUGUUGAGGAAACAUGGGGUAAACGUCCAGAGUAUUGCUGACAUUCAUCCAAUUCGAGUCCAGCCAGGCCGGAUUCUCAGUCACAUAUAUGCCAAGCUUGGACGAAAUAAGAAUAUGAAGCUGAGUGGGCGACCAUAUCGGCAUAUUGGUGUUCUUGGAACUUCUAAACUCUAUGUGAUUAGGAACCAAAUAUUUACUUUUACACCCCAGUUCACCGACCAGCAUCACUUCUACCUGGCCCUGGACAAUGAGAUGAUGGUGGAGAUGCUGAGGAUCGAGCUGGCCUACCUGUGCACCUGCUGGCGGAUGACAGGCAGACCCACACUCACCUUCCCCGUCACACACACCAUGCUCACAAAUGAUGGCUCAGACAUUCAUUCUGCAGUUCUUUCUACAAUUAGAAAACUAGAGGACGGAUAUUUCGGAGGAGCUAGAGUAAAAUUAGGGAACCUGUCGGAAUUCCUCACCACAUCAUUCUACACGUAUCUGACUUUCCUGGAUCCAGACUGCGAUGAGAAGUUGUUUGAUGAUGCCAGUGAAGGGAGCUUCAGCCCUGAUAGUGACUCAGAUCUGGGAGGAUAUGGGGAAGACACCUGCAAUCAAGUUAUAGAAAGCCAAGACGAACUCGACCAGUAUAUGAACCACCUUCUGCAAAGCACAUCCUUGAGGUGCUACCUGCCCCCUCUCUGUAAAAAGACAGAAGAUCUCCAUGUGUUCAGUGCCAUCCACUCCACUCGGGACAUACUUUCUGUGAUGGCCAAAGCAAAGGGUUUGGAAAUUCCAUUCGUUCCCAUGACUUUGCCAACUAAAGUUCUAAGUGUGCACCGUAAGUCAUUGAAUCUUGUUGAUUCUCCUCAGCCACUCCUAAAAAAGGCUCCUGAAAAUGACUUCCAGUGGCCCAGAGAUGACCAUGGUGAUGUGGACUGUGAGAAGCUAGUUGAACAGCUGAAAGAUUGUUCAAAUCUGCAGGACCAAGCAGACAUCCUGUACAUCCUUUAUGUAAUAAAGGGUCCCAACUGGGACACCAAUCUCUCAGGACAGCAUGGGGUCACUGUUCACAAUCUUCUCAGUGAGCUCUAUGGCAAAGCCGGCCUGAACCAAGAGUGGGGUUUGAUUCGCUACAUCUCAGGCCUGCUCAGGAAGAAGGUGGAGGUCCUUGCUGAGGCCUGUGCAGACCUGCUGUCCCACCAGAAGCAGCUCACUGUGGGGUUACCGCCUGAGCCACGGGAGAAGACUAUCUCGGCGCCUCUUCCUCCAGAGGAGCUCACAAAACUCAUCUACGAGGCCAGCGGGCAGGACAUCAGCAUCGCUGUCCUCACACAGGAGAUUGUGGUUUACCUCGCCAUGUACGUCAGGGCCCAGCCUAGCCUCUUUGUGGAGAUGCUUCGACUCCGGAUUGGGCUGAUCAUUCAGGUGAUGGCUACAGAGCUGGCAAGGAGCCUGAACUGCUCAGGAGAAGAAGCUUCUGAGAGUUUGAUGAACCUCAGCCCUUUUGAUAUGAAAAAUCUCCUACACCAUAUUCUAAGCGGAAAAGAGUUUGGUGUGGAAAGAAGUGUACGCCCUAUUCACUCCACCACAUCCAGCCCUGCCAUUUCCAUCCAUGAGGUGGGACAUACCGGAGUCACCAAAACUGAGAGGAGUGGCAUUACCAGACUGAGGAGUGAGAUGAAACAGAUGACAAGGCGAUUUAGUGCUGAUGAACAGUUCUUUUCUGUGGGCCAGGCCGCAUCCAGCAGUGUGCAUUCCUCCAAGUCUGCGAGGUCCAGCACCCCAUCCUCACCCACGGGCACAUCAUCAUCAGACUCAGGAGGAUAUCACAUUGGCUGGGGGGAGCGGCAGGGCCAGUGGCUACGCAGAAGAAGGCUGGAUGGGGCCAUCAACAGGGUCCCGGUGGGAUUCUACCAGAAGGUGUGGAAGAUCCUUCAAAAGUGCCACGGUCUCUCCAUUGAUGGUUAUGUCCUCCCAUCCUCAACGACCCAAGAGAUGACUCCACAUGAAAUCAAGUUUGCUGUCCAUGUGGAGUCAGUGCUGAACCGCGUGCCCCAGCCCGAGUACCGGCAGCUGCUGGUGGAAACCAUCAUGGUGCUGACACUACUCUCAGACACAGAGAUGGACAGCAUUGGAGGCAUCAUCCAUGUAGAUCAGAUUGUGCAGAUGGCCAAUCAGCUGUUCCUGCAGGACCAGGUAUCAAUUGGAGCCACUGAUACCCUGGAGAAAGACCAAGCCACAGGAAUUUGCCACUUCUUUUAUGACAGCGCUCCCAGUGGGGCUUAUGGGACAAUGACCUAUCUAACAAAAGCAGUGGCUUCUCACUUGCAGGAACUGCUGCCCAGUUCAGGCUGCCAGAUGCAGUAAGACUACAACUAUAAACAUGAUCACCUCUGAAUCUGUCACUUGCCUCCUAGCCUCACUGGGAAUUUUCUUCUGUCCCCCAAGAUCCCCUAUGCUGUCACAAAAGCAUGUCCCAUCAGAAACAUUCACUGGGAGGAGAUGGCAGCACUCGACCUGAAACCAAUGUAUGUUUAAACCACAGAUAGAACUGAUGAAUCCUGUGCUCCCCCAAGGAGCACCCUGGGAUCAUUUUCUAGGUUCAUUUUGCUGGAACAUUUGUCACAGCAUCUGGUCUCAUGGACUCUAAGAAGGAAUUAGAAAUUGGUCUCUUUUGAGUGCAGAGCGAACAGAGAAACCAGCUUAAAUUGGCUCUCAGAGAGUUACAGAAAUAGGUUCGAUGAGCUAGUGACACAUCUUAAAGACAGAAAGAUCCUUCCAGCAGCAAUAGCUAGACAAGCAGACCUUGACAGGGGAACAUCUUAACAGGAUGCAGUCUGUCUGGGGUCCAAAAUGUUUACCAAAUAGAACAAUUCUCUUUCUGUAGAAUUCUCACUAUCUUGUACCCUGCUUUCUUCUUAGCUGCUCUGUUAGCAUGGCUGACUUUCAUGUAACAAUUCUGUUGCCAAGAUUUAUACAAUUGCUCCCAGUUAAUUUUGGCUCACAUCAUCAAGAAUUUUAUCCUGGCUGCCCAUGAAUUUGGGGUGUCUCCUACCUUAUGAAAACUCCCACAUCUUCCAGAAUCUAGGGGGAAAAAAAAGGUGAGACUGAGUUUUUUAUAAUAGCCAAACAAAUUGCUGUUUUGGAGCCAGAGCAGGUAGGGAGUCCCCUGUCUCUCCCCUCCCAGGCUCAAGAGGAACCAUCACGUGAUGAAUGAGUCACUAGAUGCCAUGGAAAUUAAUGGUGUGUUCCCACAGAAACAUUGCUUCCCUCUUAAAAAUAGAGCCAGGCUGGGAAUUUGAACUCUUUUCAUAAAAGCAUUUGCAUCCUCACUCUUGGGUGUGGUUGGAGAUGAUGGUUGUAGAGAAAGAUGGGUUGUGACAGGGUCUAGCAAAUCUUUUGCCAGGUGUCCUUGUGAAUGGAGUUUCUCUCCAGGCAGUGUCUUCCCCUGGGGGGAAUAAACAUUAGAGAGAACAAUUUCCAUAAAUAAUACACCUUGAAAGACAGGUCAUCUGGUGGCCAAGGGGUGUCCUCUGUUUGGGUGACAGUGAUGGGUUAGAUUCAUGGUGAUGCUUCCUCUGAAAUGGAAAUGAGACUACUGGAUCUGUCUCUCAUUCCUUGAAGUGUCUGUGAAGGGGGAGAAGAGAGGAUGAUGCUGCACCUGCUUUAAGGGGCCACAGCUCUGCCUAGCACCCCUCAGAGUCAAGAUGCAGUACUGAUAGUUAUUCUUAAAGCAGAGGAAAGGUACAUGACUGCCCUCUGGCAGAGUCUUUCUUUAGGCCAAACCAGGUGUUUUAGUUGCUCCUGGGAGAGGCCAUGGUGACAAGAGCAGCCUCCCUGUGCUCAUCAGGGCUUGGUGGUGUGCAGAUGCCACUCACCAGGGACUUUACUGCCUUUGGUUCCAUUUCUUCCAAAUCACAAUACUCUCCCUGCUGAGGUAAGAGUAGUUACAUAAAGAACAAGCCCCAGAGUCUGUCAGUUCCUGCCACAACGGAUUUACACAUUCCUUGCACAGGCACAGAUCCCAGAGACUAUGUGGGCAGCUGGCCUGCAGCAGCCCAUACAUAGGCCUGGCUCGACGCCCUCUCCCCCAGGCUCCUGCACAACCCCUACACCUUCCCAUUCACUCUCCCUUUGGAGAAGGAUGAGGGUGCCAAGGUGGCAACAGGACUGGAAAGAAAAAAGCCCUAACCAGCCUGUUCGCUGCCAUUUGCCUGAAAUCCACAGGACACAACCUCCCUGGUUUCCUAUAUUUUUCAAAGACUUUUUUUUGGGGGGAGGGGUCUUUAAGACAUGCCCAACAUCAGCAUGAGUCAGAGGGUAAUGUAAUUGCCUGACUCCUUGGUGGAUCAUUUUCAAACACAUGCUAUAAGAAAAGUAGGAUGGGCUGCAGAUAGAGCUCAGUUGGUAGAGUGCUUCCCUCGCGUGCACAAGGCCCUGGGUUCAAUCCCCAGCACCACAAAAAAAAGAAAGAAAGGUACGAGGCACGAAAGUGCCUGUUGCUGCUUGGAAGAAGCUCUAGGAAGAGCUAGAAUACGCCAGACUAGCCAGGUGCCAAUUCAGAAUAAUCACCUGCCUGCCAAUGACCUGCAAAGCCACAGCUGCUAUGUUUGGGCCCCAGCGAGCUGUGGGCCUGGAGGGGAGCCAUAAUAAGUGACUUAACCAAUCCUUCGAGUCACUCUUUGAAACCUCUUUAAAUGAAGCCCUGAAAUAGGGCUGCAUUUCCACAGGCAUCAAGCUGUCAGCUUCAAAGAAGGAGAAUAGGCUUCUGAGGCUUGAUCCCUUUAGUGAGCGGCUGAGGCUACACCAAGGCAGAGCAGAUGUUUGAGGGGGAUGGGGGAUGGGCGAUGAUAUGGUACAAGUCCUGCAGCUGACACCAACCUUGCCUGGGGGGACUUGGUUUCCCCACUGCAGAGAAGCCCCAGAGCCUUAGGUCUGCACUGGCUCCUCCCCUACCCUGAGACUGUGGAGGGGGGCUUUUCCUAUCUCUCCCCUCAGUGCUGACCUGACAACUUUGACCUUUACUGAGGCUGUUGGGUUAUAGUGUUCUGUUUCAAAGGACAAGCUUGUGAAGUAAAGAACUAACAUAAGUUGAAAAGCCACUGGCUGCCCCACUGGGUGCUCUCAUCUGAGAUGAGUUCAGUAUCCCUGCACUGAUUCUGUGAUCUUGGACAAGUAAGUUAACGUUGCACCUCACUUUGCCCGUCUGCAAAAAAGUCAAGAGGCCUACGAACUGACACAGGACUAAGCAUGCUGAACUCACCUGUCUUUGGCUGUUGGAGUGACCAGAUAUGCUCUAUUGGCAACCCUAGGCUGGCCAACUGAGGAUAGGAAGCUCUGUUUGUCAUGCCCAGUGUCUCAUGGGGUGGAAAUCUCUCAGGUCAAAGGAUCUGACUCUCUUCUAAGGCAUGGUGACAGGAAGGAGAAUUGUUAGGCCUCAGCUGCCUGGAUAAAGAGGAUGCAAAUGCUUCCCUGUGUUAAAAAAAAAAAAAAAAUCAGGAGGCAAGAGAAACAGUUUGUCAGUUGAUUGAUGCCAUUUAUUUCUGGACAAGAUGACAGGAGGCUUGGCCUCUCUUGAAGUAAAUUACAGCAGAAUCAUUUCAGUUCUGUUGACUCACACAUAAGUCUAGCAAAUAGCUUUUGUCUUUUCUGCUUCCUUGUCAAAGGGUACAAAAGUCUCCCAUCUAUCCUUCCCUUUACACCAUUAUCUUUCAAGGUGACUCUUAUGCUUUUGAAGUCCCUGCCAUCUGCUCUGUACAACUCUACAUUUUGCAGGAUGUGAGAGCAUCGUGUUCCCAGAAUGCCUUCUGUUCUCCCAGACUUGGCCAUGGAAAGAUCUGCCUGUGAAGUGAAAAGACAGCAGCCCUGUCAUUCUCUUAGAGCCCAGUCCCCCA